This is a messenger RNA of Sphaeroforma arctica JP610, 566 nucleotides long. RefSeq lists its product as hypothetical. The transcript is spliced from 2 exons. Bases 105 to 566 code for a protein of 153 amino acids. The record is from RefSeq and is a predicted model, not a curated record. Lineage: Eukaryota; Ichthyosporea; Ichthyophonida. Gene Ontology annotation, molecular function: protein binding.
UUGAACCUUUGGUGCCUUGGUAGGUGUCACUCGCUUUUUGUUACACCGGUAAGGCGUUUCCAGGCCUGAACCGCUGCUAUUUGCAAGCGCAAGGAAACUCCCACAUGUUGACAAGGUUGUCUUCUCCCGUCAUCUCAGUCGUGGCGAGAGAGCACUCCGAGCUACCCACACCCAAACCGGUCACUAAGGUUCCGGACAAGGGGCAGAGACUGACGGAUAAGCCCAUGUCGGUGGUGAAUGGUGCGGCAAUGCUUGACUUCACGUUCUCGCCUACCAACCCCUGCAAGUUGGCAGCCGCAUGUGAAGACGGGGUCACACGCGUGUGGACACUGCCGGAAGGCACAGGUGCGGCUGCGGAGGAUUAUUCAGUGGACUCCAUUGCGUCGGCGGGGGGUCAUGCGCGAGUCGUCCUCCUCAAGGGCCACAACAAGAAAGCUCACCUCGUCAGAUUCUGCCCCAUCUCACACGACGUGAUUGCUACCGCAUCUUAUGGUAAAGAGUUGGGUUGCUGUGUGUUCUUGUACUCUAUCGUGUGUCGACUUCUGUAUGGCAGGAUAUACAUGUAA